This is a messenger RNA of Prunus mume (Japanese apricot), 1812 nucleotides long. The record is from RefSeq and is a predicted model, not a curated record. Lineage: Eukaryota; Viridiplantae; Streptophyta; Magnoliopsida; Rosales; Rosaceae.
AUGCCAAGCCUCAUACAGAGACUUAGAUCCCUUGUGGGUUUGAAAGGCUGGGACUACUGUGUUAUCUGGAAACUGAGUGAAGACCAAAGGUUCAUUGAGUGGAUGGAUUGUUGCUGUUCGGGGACUGAAAUCACCCAAUAUGAUGCUGGACAAGAUCUUCUUUUCCCUCCAGUCCUUCCUUGUAGGGAUACCAUGUUACAGCAUCCAAGAACCACAGCUUGUGAUCUUCUUGCCAAAAUGCCUUCUUCUCUACCCCUAGACUCCGGGAUUUAUGCAGAGACCUUGAUAUCAAACCAACCCAGUUGGUUAAACUUCUCUAAUAACACAUGUUUAAGUACUCUAGAGGAAACAGUUGGUACCAAGGUUUUGAUUCCAAUACCAGGAGGAUUAAUUGAGCUGCUUGUUACCAAACAAAAGGUAUUUGAAGAUCAGCAUGUUAUUGAUUUUAUCACAGCCCAAUACAGCAUCUCAAUGGAGCAGGACACCCUCGAUAACAUAACCGGUACGAGUAUAAUGAGUGAAAUCGAAUCAAAGAACCUCUUAGAUAAUGGAAAUGAUCAAAUGGAUAUCAACAAUGUUCAUUUCCAGCCACCCCUUUCCUCUAGAAUUUGUUCGAAGUUAGAUAAUCUGAACCUACCAUAUGAUGUCUCCAUGGGUACAAUAAGCAAUUCUCCAAUCAAAUUCUUGCAGCAAUUUACUAAUUACAACUUGGGAAACAGAACCAAGAGUAGUAUUGAUGUUUCUUAUGGAGAUUCAUCACAUGAACCAUUUCUUUCAGAUAAACAAAUGGACCCAUUUAUUUGCACAGCAGAAAACGGGUUUCAAGAGAUGGAGGCAAUGCAGAGGUCCAUGAUGGCUGAUGAGACACAACAACACAUGCAUAUGCAAUACAUGGAGGCAUUAGCACCAGACAUGGAUCAGCAGGACGGCAAUGAUAAGCAGGACUCGAUUUUACAUGAUGAAGGACCAGCUGCAGAUGGACUGUCAGAUUGCAGUGAUCAGAUUGAUGAUGAUGAGGAUGAUGCAAAAUACCAGAGAAGGAGGGCAGGGAAAGUGCCUCAAGCCAAAAACCUUGUUGCUGAGAGAAAGAGAAGGAAGAAGCUUAAUGAAAGACUUUUUGCUCUUAGAGCUCUGGUUCCCAAUAUUUCCAAGUUGGACAGGGCUUCCAUUCUUGGGGAUGCAAUCGAGUAUGUGCAGGAGUUGCAGAAGCAAGCUAAACAACUCCAAGAUGAGCUUGAUGAUCAUGCAGAGGAUGAAGGUCCAAAGAACUCUGGCAUCACUGGCCACCACAACAAUAUACAAUCAGAGAUUCAAAGUGGACUUGACCCUGGGGGGCCUAAAACUGAUCAUCAACAUGAUAGCGUCUCCAAACAAAGCCAAGAUUCAGAUGUUAUCCAUGACCACAAGACACAACAGAUGGAGCCCCAAGUGGAAGUGGCUCAAUUAGAUGGAAAUCAGUUCUUUGUUAAAGUGUUCUGUGAGCACAAGCCUGGUGGAUUUGUGAGAUUGAUGGAGGCUUUGAGCUCUCUAAGCCUGGAAGUUAUUAAUGCCAAUGUGACUAGCUUCAGAUGCCUCGUGUCCAAUGUUUUCGUCGUAGAGAGAAAGGAUAGUGAGAUGGUUGAAGCUGAUGAUGUGAGGGACUCCUUGCUAGAGCUAACAAGGAACCCAUCAAGAUGGCGUAGUGAGAUAGCUAAAGCCGCAGAGAAUGGCGUCAGCUUCGACAACCAUGACCAUGACCAUCACCACCACCUACACCUCCACAACCGCCAUAUUAAUCCCUUCCACUUGCACCAUCUUCCUAAUGAAACGUGA